ACGUGGAGGCCCAAAAGGACCACCUGGAGUAGCAGAGGCCCACCUGGAGGGCCCACCAGGAGCUCCUGGAGGAGCAAAGGCCCUCUUGGAGGCCCACCAGGAGGUCCUGGAGGAGCGCCGCGAUGUCCCGUGCGAGCGUCCGCGUUCCCGACGACGGCGACUUCGGAGCGUUCCGAGCAGAGUGUGAAGAGGACCACGGAUGGACGUUGACCUUCAGCAAAGGAGGGCUGAAGGUGUGGGUGCAGCUCCUGGAGGACCACCCCACCCUCCCCAAGGUCAAGUGCCGGAUGGAGUGCGGGGACGUUUCGGCCGAUGUCCUCUACGAUGUCCUCCACGACACCGAUUAUCGGCGCCAAUGGGACCCCAACGUCAUCGAGACCUUCGACAUCGCCCGAGUGACGGCCAACGCCGACCUCGGGUACUACUCCUGGAGGUGUCCGAAGCCCCUCAAGAACCGCGAUGUCCUCACCCUUCGCUCCUGGUUGCCCACAGACAACGAUUACAUCAUCAUGAACUACUCGGUCAAACACCCGAAGUUCCCACCUCGGAAGGACAUGGUCCGAGCGGUGUCCAUCCAGACGGGGUAUUUGGUCCAAAGGACGGGAGAGAAGAGCUCCACCAUCACCUACGUGGCCCACGUGGACCCCAAAGGGUCUCUCCCCAAGUGGGUGGUGAACAAAUCCUCUCAGUUCCUGGCGCCGAAGGCCCUGAAGAAGCUCCACAGGUGUCUGAAAUACCCAACGUGGAAGUCCCACCACAACCCAACCUUCAACCGGGCUCUUCCGGAGCAGAACCUUCUGCCCACGGUGCCGUUGUCCACUUUGGCCGUCCCGGCGGAGUCUCUGGAGAACAUCGAUGAGAGCGCUUUGGCCGAGGCCAAAGAAGAGGGCAGCGACGACGAUGGUGGCAACUGA
Messenger RNA from Cuculus canorus (common cuckoo), 914 nucleotides. RefSeq names its product StAR related lipid transfer domain containing 10 (gene STARD10). The record is from RefSeq and is a predicted model, not a curated record. Gene Ontology annotation, molecular function: lipid binding. Lineage: Eukaryota; Metazoa; Chordata; Aves; Cuculiformes; Cuculidae.